This is a messenger RNA of Phycodurus eques (leafy seadragon), 6146 nucleotides long. RefSeq names its product ATPase sarcoplasmic/endoplasmic reticulum Ca2+ transporting 3 (gene atp2a3). Gene Ontology annotation, cellular component: membrane. Gene Ontology annotation, biological process: intracellular calcium ion homeostasis; calcium ion transmembrane transport. Bases 304 to 3318 code for a protein of 1004 amino acids. NCBI's taxonomy places the organism in Eukaryota, Metazoa, Chordata, Actinopteri, Syngnathiformes, Syngnathidae. Gene Ontology annotation, molecular function: ATP binding; ATP hydrolysis activity; P-type calcium transporter activity. The record is from RefSeq and is a predicted model, not a curated record. The transcript is spliced from 21 exons.
CCGGCUGGGCUCGCGCACGCAGCACACCUUCGCGUGCAGAUGAGGUCGAGAGCGCACUCGAAGCACAGCAGCGUGCGUCUGGUUCCGGGCCGGGGGAUUGCUUCUUCUUCAUCAGGCGGGUCCAGGUGAUCUCGCACCGGGGAGACGCGCCCACGCGCCCACGCGCCCAGCCGCCUCAGCGUCCGUCGGCGGAAACCCUAACCACUCCCGCCCCCCGGUCUCCAGCACACGAGCGCCCGAGUCGAUGUUCAAGUCCAUGCGUUCUCAUCUCCUCAGCUGAAGCCCCAAAUUUCGCCCGCCGAGAUGGAAAAUGCGCACACUCAACCGGCGAGUGAAGUUUUAGACUUGUUCGGCGUGAACGAAAACACAGGGCUGACUCAGGAGCAAGUCAAAGUGCAACUGGACAAAUAUGGGCCGAACGAGCUCCCCGCUGAAGAAGGAAAGUCCCUGUGGGAACUGGUGCUGGAGCAGUUUGAAAACCUUCUCGUCAGGAUCCUGCUCCUUGCCGCCUGUGUCUCCUUUGUGUUGGCUCUGUUUGAGGAGGGGGAGGAGACCGCCACCGCCUUUGUCGAGCCUGUCGUCAUCCUCCUCAUUCUCAUCGCGAACGCCGUUAUUGGUGUCUGGCAGGAGCGAAAUGCCGAGAAUGCCAUCGAGGCACUUAAAGAGUAUGAGCCCGAGAUGGGAAAGGUGUACCGCAUGAACCGGAAAGCCGUGCAGAGAAUCAAAGCCAGGGACAUCGUUCCAGGAGACAUAGUCGAGGUGGCAGUCGGGGACAAAGUUCCGGCGGACAUCAGGGUGACCUCUAUUAAGUCCACCACCUUGAGAGUGGACCAAUCCAUCCUCACAGGGGAGUCCGUGUCCAUCAUCAAACACACUGACCCAGUUCCUGACCCCAGAGCUGUCAAUCAAGACAAGAAGAACAUGUUGUUUUCUGGCACCAACAUUGCGGCCGGUCGGGCUAUCGGUGUGGUCGUGGCGACUGGCGUCGCCACCGAAAUUGGCAAAAUCCGCAAUCAGAUGGCGGCGACGGAACAAGAUAAGACGCCGCUGCAGCAGAAGUUGGACGAGUUUGGCGAGCAGCUCUCCAAGGUCAUCUCCCUCAUCUGCGUGGCCGUGUGGGUGAUCAAUAUCGGCCACUUCGGAGACCCCGUCCACGGCGGCUCCUGGGUGCGGGGAGCCAUCUAUUACUUUAAGAUAGCGGUGGCCUUGGCUGUGGCCGCCAUCCCCGAAGGCCUGCCUGCCGUCAUCACCACCUGCCUGGCCCUCGGGACCCGUCGCAUGGCCAAGAAGAACGCCAUCGUGCGCAGUCUGCCCUCCGUGGAGACCCUCGGUUGCACCUCUGUCAUCUGCUCUGACAAGACGGGGACCCUCACCACCAACCAAAUGUCCGUUUGCAGAAUGUUUGUGAUAGACAAAGUGCAGGAUUCAAGCUGCACCCUGCAUGAGUUCUCCAUAACUGGAUCCACGUAUGCACCUGAAGGGCAAAUACUGAAAGGAGACCGGUCAGUCCAGUGUGGAGACUAUGAUGGACUUUUGGAGUUGGCCACCGUGUGUUCCAUGUGCAAUGACUCCUCAUUGGACUACAAUGAGGCCAGAGGGAUGUACGAGAAGGUGGGCGAAGCCACAGAGACUGCCCUGAUCACCUUGGUGGAGAAGAUGAACGUCUUCAAAACGGACCUUUCCGGACUGGGCAAGGUGGAGCGUGCCGGGGCCUGCAACUCGGUGAUUAGGCAGCUGAUGAAGAAGGAGUUCACGUUGGAGUUCUCUCGUGACCGCAAGUCCAUGUCGGUCUACUGCACGCCAGUCAAGCCCGGCUCUCAGAGCAAGAUGUUUAUCAAGGGUGCUCCAGAGAGUGUGCUUGAGCGAUGCCGGUACGUGCGUGUGGGAACUGGCAAGGUGGCGCUGACGCCCGCGCUGCGUGACCAGCUCAUGUGCAAGGUCCGCGACUGGGGCACAGGCCGGGACACCCUGCGCUGCCUCGCUCUGGCCACUCGCGACAACCCGCCGCGCAAAGAGGACAUGGAUUUGGAGAAUUCCGGCAAGUUUGUAGACUAUGAGUUGAGCCUCACAUUCAUUGGCUGUGUGGGCAUGCUGGACCCGCCGAGGAAGGAGGUAAUAGGCUCGGUGAAACUCUGCAACGAGGCAGGUAUUCGUGUGAUCAUGAUCACGGGGGACAACAAGGGCACAGCGGUGGCCAUCUGCAGGCGCAUCGGCAUCUUCGGCGAGGAGGACGACGUGACGGGAAAGGCGUACACCGGCCGAGAGUUCGAUGACCUGGCCCCCGAAGCCCAGAAAGGAGCAGUGAAACACGCGCGAUGUUUCGCACGUGUGGAGCCAGCGCACAAGUCGAAGAUUGUUGGAUUCCUGCAGUCCUUCGACGAGAUCACUGCCAUGACUGGAGAUGGAGUGAAUGAUGCCCCCGCCUUGAAGAAAGCGGAGAUUGGCAUCGCCAUGGGCUCGGGUACAGCAGUGGCCAAAUCGGCCUCUGAGAUGGUACUUUCUGACGAUAACUUCUCCACCAUUGUGUCUGCUGUGGAGGAGGGCAGAGCCAUCUACAACAACAUGAAGCAGUUCAUCAGAUACCUUAUCUCCUCCAACGUGGGCGAAGUCGUGUGCAUCUUCCUGACAGCCAUUCUGGGUCUCCCCGAAGCUUUGAUACCAGUCCAGUUGUUGUGGGUUAAUCUGGUGACUGAUGGUCUGCCUGCCACCGCCCUGGGCUUUAACCCCCCUGACUUGGACAUCAUGGACAAACCUCCGCGUAAUCCCAAAGAACCUCUCAUCUCAGGAUGGCUUUUCUUCCGCUACUUGGCCAUUGGAGGCUAUGUGGGUCUUGGGACAGUGAGUGCAGCCACGUGGUGGUACCUGUUUGAUGAAGAAGGGCCACAAGUGUCUUUUUAUCAGCUGAGACACUUCAUGCAGUGCACCGAGGAGAACCCAGUGUUUCAGGGAAUCGAUUGCGAGGUGUUUGAAUCCCGCUACCCCACCACCAUGGCCCUGUCUGUGCUAGUCACCAUCGAAAUGUUCAACGCGCUCAACAGUUUGUCUGAGAACCAGUCCCUUGUUAGAAUGCCUCCCUGGGUCAAUAUUUGGUUACUGGGAGCCAUCAUCCUUUCUCUCUCCCUCCACUUCUUAAUCCUUUAUGUUGAGCCUAUGCCACUGAUCUUCCAGGUGACCCCUCUGCGAUGGUCUCAAUGGACCGUGGUCCUGAAAAUUUCAAUCCCUGUCAUCCUCCUUGAUGAGGCACUCAAAUAUAUUUCCAGGAAUCAUCUUGAAGGUGAUGAUGACAACAAGUACAGAAGGAGAUGGCAGCAGAAUUAAGUCGUCUCCCUCAAACACGCUCACACAGUUAGACGCAAGCCUUCCUUCUUCCCUUUCCAAGCGGCAACACCCGACUCAUCCUUCCCUACUCCUGCGUUUUGGAUGAACCGCCACGACACGGUCAAGAGACGUGCGUGAGAACGCAUGUGCACGACGAAGAAAGCCGCUGCGCGCUUUGGCUUGAGUGCGAGAGUGAAUGAGGGCAACUGUUUGAGACGUCUGCAGUUAUUUUGUUGUUGUUGUUCUUACAGUACAGUAGUGCAAAUUGAGCGGUGCGUUUGCUGGACAAGAAAGGAGAGCAGUGGAAUGGGGAUUAAUAAUUUGCGGGGGGUUGGAGGGGUGUUAAAGAGAAGAAAAAUCUAAAUGAUCACAGAGAUGGAAAGGUGAUUGCCGAUUGGUUGCUUGUGGCUAAAUGCGGCUCUUGAGCUAUUGUGUGUGUGUGUCAGGUCACUUGAGAGCGUUACCAAACCUGUGUGCGCAUGUGUGGUACUGCCCGAGCUUCUGCAAAUCAGUUUUCUAGGAGCACAGUCGUGUGAUAAUGUGAUCCGGUUGUCGUCCCAGUCAAGCUUCGUCGUCACUCUUCGUCUUUCCCCUCAGCUCAAAUGGUGUUACAGUGCUCAACUGUCCUUGUUCUGACUGCACUCGCACCGUCUGCGUGAAUAGCUUCACGCCGCUUGUCCGCUUUCUCCAAUGCCUUACUUGCGGGCCCACCUUAAAGACUUGGCGACAAAUGAAAAGUCAAAUAAAAAAACUCAAACGUCAAGCGGCAAUGAAACCAACGUAUCAGUGGUGUCGUCAUUCGGACCUUUUAAUUUAUUCCGUGAGCGCACGACUUUCGCGUGAAAAUGUACUUUAACCUUUACAUGUAUUUGGGGCCAUCUCGAAACUGUUCAAUGUUUCAGUACUUUUCGCACAAGUUGCUGUUCUCUAGCAAAGACUUAAACAGCAAACGAGCGGUAUCCCAGGACGUCCACUUUUAUGGCUUUCUGCUACAUUUUCCGUCUCUCUGUUGCAACCUGCUGAUGACACUGUGCCUCUCUAAGCUUAGCGGCCACUUUCCUCUGAGAACACCCCGUUUGAAAGCCUGCGAUGGCGAGGUACGAUCGAUCCACUGUUUAGCUUUUGUCUUGAUGUCACGAUAUCAAAAUGUGAACAGAAUUGGUAUUGAAACGGUCCUCUUCAUCAUAGAGGACGGUUUAAAUACCACUUCUGAUCGAACCAGGAAACGUAUGGUGGUUUGAUGAAUUAAACAUAUUGUGAAUUUUUGCCGAGAUCUGCAAAAAGUAGUGAAACAUCGAACAGUUGGAAAUGCGGAUUGAAAGGUUUUGAGAAGAGCACGUUAACUUCUCCUGUAAAGGUUACGGAGCACCUUAGGUUAAUCCUGAAAAUUCACCCGAAAGCCGACUAUCCCUAAAUUUUUGUGAGUACUGUAUAUAUUACUGUAAGCUAAUAAAUAUUUCAGCCUCUGAGUUAAAGAACUGCAAGUAGGCUGCUUGUCUCUCCAGAAAAGAUGAAAUCACACCAUGCCUUAUACAGCCCCACUGCACCUCCACUUUGAACAAGUGGUGAAAAUGAAUGUCUGCGUAAUACUCACUGCUACCACUCAAAAGAUGCUUGGCCCAAAAGGGAGGUGUUGGUCCUCAGGAUGUUGACGGAAAACCUGAUUUUUUUUUUUUUUUUUCCCCCCCCCCAUUUUCGAGUGUGUGUGCUUUGUGCGCUGCUCUUUCACUCCUCCCACGUUCUCGGUCUUUUAGCAACUCAAUUGGUAAUGUUUUAUAUAAUUAAAUAAUGUAUUUGACUGAAUGAACACGCAGGGUUGAGAGUGUAUGUUUUAUCUCUUAAUUAUUGGUUUCGUGCCAGGUCCCGGUGCAAUGUGGACCAGGUCCCAGUGAUUUUUGCUUUAUUUUAUUUUAUUUUGGUCCGCUUGCCCAUUGCUUGCGCACAUUAACAGAAAAAGUGCUGGAUUUAAAAGUAAGAGGGUGAUAAUGUUCCCAAUGAAUUCCGCGAGAUGUGUAAAAAUAGCUUUCAUAAUAAUGUUUUGAACACCAAGGGGGAGUGUGUGCUCAGAACCACCUGCUCCCGUGUCCUGGUUUUCCAUGGCUCUGCAACCUCUGGCCACCAGGCAAUACAGAGGUCUGUAUACGCUUGUUAUUUACUACUGAAUCCUCAGUUCUGUACAGAAGAUGAAUAUAUGAUUGCAUGGAGUCACGUUACUGUAAUAAUAACCUAUACAGUAUAUAGAUUGUUUUGAGCGAUAGCAAUGAAUGAAUGACUUCUUUUUUCCCCUUUCAGCACUUCUUACUGUUUUUGUAGACUAGACAGAUAUUUAUCUUUUUGGGGAGGGGUUUACAUUCUUUUGUGGGUUUUUUUUGUGUUGGACUGUAGGGGAAGAAUACGGCAUCAAGCUCAAGAAUCAUUGCUUGCUCUGGUUAACUGAUCAUUUCAGUUUGUUGGUCUGGGAAUGGUCAAAUGAUUUGUGUAGGAAUUGUGGUUAACAGUGAGCAAGUGGCAGUAAUGGAUUCUGGGUAAUGAAGUUUUCUGACUGUACAGUGAAGGGCUUGAUGUGGAUGCAGGCUCUGGAGACCCAUGACGCUCCUUAAAAAUUGGACACCAUCGUGGUACUCCUGCCAUCUCGGAUAACCUGGUUUACCAACAGUAGUGGGACGAUAAUGUUCAUAUCAAGAUCAUUUAACAAUUUUAAGAAAAAUGAAGUCUCUAGAGCCUGACGUCUACCUCUGAAAAUGGAAAAUAUAGUCUGUAUUGCCUUGUUAAUAUUGAAUGUGGACACAUUUUAUAUAAAACAUAGACGUGGAAAUAAAGAUUAUUUA